Molecule: messenger RNA, 1369 nt
Organism: Lemur catta (Ring-tailed lemur)
Lineage: Eukaryota; Metazoa; Chordata; Mammalia; Primates; Lemuridae
Product: alpha-1,6-mannosyl-glycoprotein 4-beta-N-acetylglucosaminyltransferase-like
Exons: 3
Coding region: 134-1348 (404 amino acids)
Biological process (GO): protein N-linked glycosylation
Molecular function (GO): acetylglucosaminyltransferase activity
Source: RefSeq, a predicted model, not a curated record
CUUAACAAACAAGUGGCAGGACCAGAAUUCAAACCGAAGCCUGUCAUCAAAGAAAGAAAAGGAGAAAGCUUGGCAAAUACUUGUAGAGCAAAUCAGCUCUGAAAGCAAGAACCAUCUGGAAACCUUCAAGGAGAUGCAGCAAAGGUCCCCUUUACUCCAACAUGCCAAGUACAAAGUCCUGGCUGGAGCCCCUCCCCAGCAAAAGAAACUGCUCACGGUGGGGAUUUCCUCAGUGCAGCAUCCUCGUGGGAGCUACCUCUUGGACACCCUGCAGUCCGUGUUUGAAGCGUCCUCGGAACCUGAGCAGAAGUCUAUCGUGGUGCUGGUCCACCUGUCAGAUCCUGACCCUGAGUGGCUCCGCCAAACAGCUGCCAACAUUUCCAGGCUCUUUGCACCACGCAUUGAUGCCAGGAAGCUGCUGGUGAUCCACGGCCUUCUCGGUGGCUCUCCUCUCCCAGGAAAUCUCAGUGACGCUAAUCACGCCUCACCCUGUGAAGCACUUUAUUCCAGGCAGAAAGUAGACUAUGCCCUCCUCAUGAACUUCGCUAGCAGCCUCUCUGAUUACUUUCUGUUGAUGGAAGAUCAUGUACGCUGCAGCCCCAAAUUUGUUUCCUCCAUCUACUGGGCAUUAUCAGCCUGGGAGGAACUACCUUGGGUGAUCCUGGAGUUCUCCAGCCUGCACAUCUCAGGGAAAGUUUUCCACACUAGUGAUCUCUCCCGCCUGACCUCUUUCUUCCUCCUCUUCCUUAAGGACAUUCCUGCUCACUUGCUUCUAUCAAAUUUUAGUUUCCUCUUGGGCCAGACAGUUCCCAUUAGCCUUGCUCCAAAUCUCUUUCACUCUUGGGGCUAUAAUUUUACUUCCAAGGACACAUGUUACCAAAAGGAAGGCGAAGAGGAAGAGAAUCUUGGUAAACCCAACAACCCUCCUGCCUCUUUCUUUACAAACAUGAUGUCGACAGGCUCUACUAUCCCAGAAUAUGCUUAUUUCAUGAAUGAGAGUUACUUCCAGACUAAGUAUCUCAUACCAGGCCACAAAUACACUGUGGUUUUUGAUCAGCCUCACAACGUAUCCCACAUAAAGUUUCUGACAGGCGUGGGUAAGCAGAGGAUAUAUUACCUGCAACACGGGCAGGUGGAACUCGGCUAUGAGCCUAUGUUGGAGAAUAAUGUCUGUGCCCGCUAUAGCCUGCUGGGACCUCUGGUAAAGGGGAAAUUCUAUCAGAAGGUAUAUUAUGAAGAAGGCUUUGUGGAGGCAGUGAAAUGUGUAAGACUGCUGGUGACAGCCCCUCAUGAUUACACAGUAUGGAUUAGAAAUAUCAGCAUCUGGAUUAAGUCUGGGAAAGGGUAGAGAUAAAAGGGCCAAUGUGAA